Messenger RNA from Striga hermonthica, 318 nucleotides. Lineage: Eukaryota; Viridiplantae; Streptophyta; Magnoliopsida; Lamiales; Orobanchaceae. The record is from the annotation of a GenBank genome assembly.
AUGAGAGAAUUAUUGAGAAGGCGGACAAGCGGCUGUCGGGUGGAAAGCGGCGUCCUUAUCAUGGCUGGUCGUGUAGUUUUGGCGAAUGCAGUCGUAUACGCCCUCCCUUUCUAUACAAUACAAUCAGUUCGUCUGCCGGCCUCCAUUUGUGAGGGCUUGGAGAAACGUCUGAGACGUUUUAUUUGGGGGAGCUCGCGCGACAACAGAAAAAUUAGUCUGGUUAAGUGGGAGGAGGUUUGUAUGGCGCGGGACCAUGGUGGCCUGAGUCUGACACGCCAAAGAACGAUGAACGGAGCUUUUCUAAUGAAGCUAAGCUGA